UGGAACCGUGCAUCUGCGUCACUGUUCUGGUUUGCUCCGCAAAGUUGUAACUGCUUCCACUCUCACGACAAUAUUCAACCACGCUGAGUUGCAAUGGGGAAACGUUACGGUACCCCGAGGAAAGAAUUCGAGGUUUGUUGGAGUAUUGGACAUCUUGGGAAGUGGCCACUGCAGUUGCACAUGGACAAAGAUCGUUCGGCAUUUAGGUUCGUUACGUGGAAUUGCAUCAUGUGCAUCGAUCAAGGGUUGUGGCAAUGCCCGAGAUGAGGCAGUGCUUUGAAGCUCGUAGAGGGAGUUGCUUUCCGAGCAGCUGCCAUGGUGGAAGAAGACUGCAUGAUUGGCGCUGAUGAAUAGGUGUUGAUCCUGAGCAGCUUGUCUGUGAUGAUCAUCUAAUGUCUCUGAUGCGAUCGUUAUACAGGAGAAGGCCAUAGUCCUCAUAAUAGGUCUAUAUUGGUUAAAGCUUCAUGAGAUUACAGCGAGGUGGACGUGCGAUUGCAAAUGUGAAAGGGACAGAGUCGAUAGGUAGAGUGAAUCGAAAAUGGCGCAAAUCUCAGAAUCCGAUGAAGACUGGGACAAUGUGGACGACUGGGGUGGCGACGCAUCUCUCAUCGAGGGAGUGGUUGCGCCUGCGCUUCGGGAAACUGCGAUCUCGCCUACUACGAGCUGGGACGAAGAUGAUGAGCCAUGGCCCCCCGUCCAAUCGCGAGGCAUGGGCCAGCCAAGAAUUGCAGCACCUGGCGUGAGGUGGGAUGAAUCAGUAGCUGGUAGUGAGGAUGUGCGUCCGGAAAUUUCAGCUAGCCUGCCGCCUUCUCCAAUGGAGGGGGUUCUAUCGCCCGCCAUUGCCGACCGUCAAGUAAAUGAGACAUUUGCAUGGGCCCCGAACAAUACAUGGGAGCGAGGGGAAGCUCCAACGAGAGGCUUGGGUCGGCCAAUGUCAGAGGUCGAGCGCCUUGAGGAGCUUCGGCGGGGUGAGCCUGAUCGACAUGGAGAGAUAAUGACGGCGACACGUCCUAGGGAAGAGUUGGCUGAUGAUACCCGGGGAUUGCUAAUUCAGGAUCAAGAUCAUAUGCGGAGAGCUUCGUCGCCACCUGUUGAAGGCGUUUUGUCCUCACGGGCUGCAGCAGAAGAAGAGAUUGCGUCAACGUUCAAUCUCGGAGAAUAUACCUUACAGGGAGGACCGGAAGGAAGCGCAGAUCGAGGAAUUGGCCAGCCAAGAGGAGAGCAGGAGCGGCAGGAGUUACUCAGACAGCAGGAUGAAGAGCUGGAUGACGGCUGGGCAAGCUCACAUGGAAUUGACAUCGAGGAGAUGCGUCGCCAGCUUCCCGAUGCCGAUGGCGUCAUCGCAGAAGGUCCUAGAGAAGAAGAUACGUUUGCUGAGAGUUUUGCAUGGGGAGUAGACGGAGAUGAUUGGGCUCUAGAAGAGAGGACUGUUUCACCAGGACGCGGCACCGGCUACCCCAUCCCGCCCCACGUUAGGCACGAAUUAGGGCGCCUCCCCAUGACAGCUUACGAGCUUGAGCUUCUGCAAAACCAGACUGGGCGUCCUACAAUAAUUCCUGGUGACUGGGCCGUGAAUUUGCCCAGGGGAGAAGCGGUAGUCCGAGGCGACGAAGUUGAGGCGUGGCAGAGAGUGAUGGCUCCAACUGGACCUCUUCCUGCGCUGCAGUCAGGACGUGUUUUGAUGCAAGACCCUGGCUUUGAUAAAAACUCUGAUGCUACUCCUUCCUCGUUCAACACCGACAAACAGUUCGAGCUUAUGAAAGACAAAAGCAUGCGGUUCUUGCCAGAUUUUGCCAAUGACGAGAAUCGUGAGCUCAACAUCAUGGUGCAGGAAGCUGAGCGGCAACUGCGAGAGGUUGAAGACGCUACACAGGAGCAAGACGAUCGAACCACUGUGAUGGAGGAUCAUAUGAAACAAGUUCAAGAGGAGAUCACUGCGACUCAACAAAGAGUCGAGGCCAAGCGGAAAGAAAUUCAAACGGAACAACACCUAAUAACAAUGACGACUUUUCAGACGGCAAGACUCAAGAGGGAGGUUGGGAAAAUGGAGAACGAGAUGCAUGAGAUGAUGGAGCGCUUACGGAACUUUCGUGCAUCUAUUCUACGAGGCAACGAUAAACUGGAUAAAAUUCGCCAAAUGCAAAAUUGGAGCGUGCAAGAGUUGGAACAAUGGAAGCAAGCUGCACUGCAAAAGUAUGAGGAUUUUGUUGCUCUGGAAAGUUACCAGAAAUAUGAUGACACCCGAAUUAAGGCUCUGAGGUUGGACGAGGUCAAGGCAUCAGGUGAUUUGACUAGGGUUCGAAAACUGCUCGAGGCCGAGAUGGCGGAAACCCACAGCUAUCAAGUGCAACUUCAUAAAACUGCGGUUGAAUUCCGGCAGUUGCAUACAGAGAGGCAAGAGGUCAUUAGACAGUGGGAGCGUACCAUCGAAAUGGUUCAUACACGAGAUAAAGACAUUCAUAGAAUUACAGAGGAUUUCGCCGCAAAUCAGCAACUGAUACGGAGGGAAAAGCGUAUUCUCGACAAUUGCGACCUGAAGCUCUACAAUGCGUCAGAAAAGCGUGCGGACAUGGAGAAGGACAUCCAUUCCAAGAAUUUGGAUGCUCAAAAACAGAAAGAAUUUUUGAAACAGGAAAUGGAGAAAUUAAAAAGAGCCCGUGAAGCACUCGUGAAUAUCAAAUCAGACCAUUUUAGAAAUCAACAUCAAUAUGCAAAAGAAGUUGCGAAGAAAGCCUUUUUUCAAGAGGAAGUCAAAAGGCAAAAGAAAAUGUAUCAAGAGGCGAGACAGCAAUUAAAAGAGCUGAGAGAAAAAGUGGAAGAUGAAUAUAGUCAUUUGGAUACACUAGAAAAACGAACCCAUACACUCGAGAAAUUGCUGCACACAGAAGAACUCAACUACAAGCUUGCUCAGAAAGAAGUUACCGAUUUGCAAGAGCGACACUAUAAAAACUCUCGCAAACUAUUCUCAUUAAGAGCUUCUGAGCGAGACACCAUCCAUGAAAUCAAGGGAGGGAAGUCAAUCGCCAAGACAUUGGUGAACAGAAUUGCAAUCCUGGAGAUAGAAUUGUUAAAAAAAGAAGAGAAAUUGUAUGCUGCCGAUUUCCAGAUUCAGCUAUUAGAAGGUAAAGUUGGCCGAGCAAGUGGUGAACGUAGUAACGCGGAGGAAAUCGAAACUACACGACAGGUUAAGGAACUUGAAGCAGAGUUAGACUUAUUGAAAAAGGAAGAACAGGCAAUAAAUGAUCAAAUGAAGAAGUCGGUAAACGAGAUGCGCAAAAGUAGCCGUAGGAAAGAGGACCUUGAAACGAGGAAAAGAAAAUUGAAUGAAAAGAAUGCGGAACUUAGUGUGGAGUGUGACGCAGGGAUGAUCGGGAACAAGGCCAUGACAAAAGAAAGAGAAGAGACGGCAUUAGAAGAUGAUCUUUUGCAAAUGGAAGUCCAAAGGUUAACUGACUUGUUACAUUCAAAGGCUGAUGAGGUAUUUAAUCUGGAUCGCCUGAAGCAGCGUUUGAAUAAAAAUAUGGAAGAUCGAAAAGCGGAAGUAGAUGCUCGUCAAGAAGUUCAACGCCGGGAAAUGAAGAUAAUUGCUGAGGAACUUCACGAUCUUAAGCUCAAGCGCCAAAACCUUGUACUGAAAAUAGACAAGCUCCAGUGUAAGUAUGAUUGCCUCAGAGCACGCAUGAAAACUAGUGAUGGGGUGGAACUCACAGCCGAAUUUUACUUGGAUCAAAUGAAGUCACAAAGAGAAGAGAUUCAAAAAAAAGGCCUGGAUCUCAGUGAAAAACUUAGAAAGGCUCGGGUAGACGUCAACUUUCUGGAAAGUGCAGCGAAGCAGAUCACAGAUUCCAACAACAACCUCCGAACAAGUCUUACUGAGAAUGAAAAAACUAUUGAACUUGAAGAGGAGUCCGAGAAAUUAAAGGGAGAUCUCCAGAAAUCAAGAGACCGAGCUCGGUUUAAACUGAGAGAAGAAAGGUCACUGCUACGUGAUUUGGUGGAGGUGGAAGUCAAAGUACAAAACAGAGAGGAGGAAUUGAAAACCGCAAGCAAUACUAGUGAAAAUCUUGAAUAUAGAAUUGAGCAUGCUCGGAAGGGGAUAGAGGAGCAAACAACAAAGCGCAAGAGAGCGGCUGCUCGUCUCAACCUCUUCAUGAGGGAGCUUCGAGAGAGAGCUCCGCCAGAGGAGGCCAAGCGAAUCUGCGGCGAGUUUGUACUGUCAGAAACAAGAGAAUCAGCAAAAGACGUGCUUCACAAACUGAAGCAACUAGGCAUGGAGAAUCCUGACUAUGCUCAGAUAAUAGAGACGCGGGUUAACGCUGAGGGGUUCAAGCUACCAACAGGACCCGGAAGCACGAGGUCAUCAGGGUCGUCUGGAGAUUCGGUAGUUAGCCUUUCUAGCCGCAUAGGGAAGGGAAAGUCGAAGUCGCCAUCAAGGUUUAUUGGAGAUGCUUCCACAUCCACCGUUUUCAACAUGGAGUUCAAAGGAUCUGGACCAAGCCCAAGAUGAUGAUCUGCUCCACAAUGAUCUGUACAUUCUAUAAUAAUGAUGUACCGUAGGACCAAAAAUUGCCACUUUGCUUGACCUUAUACUUACUGAACUUGGUCCAGAUCCACCCAUUUCACCUGCCACAGUUGAUUCCGUUUAAAUAAUGAAUUCUAAUCGGGGAACCCGUGACCUGGUAGAGAAGCCCAUCUAGCCAAGACAGCCUUAACACCAGGAAACGAUAGCAAGUAUUGGAACAUGAUUUGUUGAAUUUUUCCAGUUAAAAUACCGAAGUGCGAGUCCAACUGUUUACGAAGGGUUGGAGGAAGAAAGUGCCCUUGUCUGUAUCACUAGAGCUCCAACAAAAACCUCUACAGCCAAUUUCUGAUCGAGCUGCUGCGCAAUCAUUCCCUGAUAGAGUAUACCAGAUGCAUGGACCUUACGGUCUCUAGGUCACCUUCCAGUCUUUGCUAUAUCCAAAAGACAAUUGUUUAAAAAGAAAGUUUUUUUUGCCAAAUAAAAAAUAUCCAUUUAAAUUUUACCUCAUUA
Molecule: messenger RNA, 5032 nt
Organism: Physcomitrium patens
Lineage: Eukaryota; Viridiplantae; Streptophyta; Bryopsida; Funariales; Funariaceae
Product: coiled-coil domain-containing protein 39
Biological process (GO): inner dynein arm assembly; cilium movement; cilium-dependent cell motility
Cellular component (GO): axoneme
Source: RefSeq, a predicted model, not a curated record